UUUUGCGCAGGCGCAGGUCAUGGUGGUGGAUAUUUUGUACACAAAAUCUGACAACGAGAGAUGCGAUGCAAAAGGAAGAGCCUUGAUAUUAAUGUUCUUGGUAGCUUAUUAGACAGCUGUUUAUAGAAACAUAUUUUUGAAGAAUUAAGUACUGUUAAGAGAAAAGAACAUCCACCAUAGCGCAGGAUAUCCUAAAAAAUAAACAGCUGACGAAUGCAGCAUUUAGGAGAGUGUCUGAUACCUUGCAGGUCUUUAAAGCAGCCCUGAAUGAUAAAUGAACUUUCACAUCAUUCUGGAUGGGAUAUGUGUAUUAGGAGUUGUUGCCCAUUAUGCCACAUAGUUUUGUAUGUGGAAGUUCAUCCAAAGUUGCUGACAGUGUAAUUGCCAAGCAGCUGUUGCAGGAACAGAGCCUCAGGAUAACGUCUAGUCAACAAAGUCGUAUGGACAAAAUGAAGAAGUUGUUGAGCUCUCCAUUAAGUAAAAGAAAAACAACCAAUGGCUCUCCCAACAAGACAUUUGGACUUCCUUUGGAAGAUCUAAUCACCAAAGACCAGGAAAUUCCCUUUGUUGUGCGCAAAAUAUGUGAAUUUAUCCGUAUGCAUGGUAUUGGUCACGAGGGUAUUUUUCGUGUCAACGGCAACGCCAGAGUGGUGGAAAAGUUGAAGGCGUCUUUUGACAAGACAGGGGACGCGGAUCUCCUCGAGGCGGGAGAUGUCAUGGCGGUGGCGGGGCUGCUAAAGUUGUUCCUUCGGGAACUUCCUGAUGCUGUCAUCCCAGAGAGCGAAACACAGAAAUAUGUGGAGAUACAUGAAGAAUAUGGUGACAAAGAUGAACUGUGCACACAGAAGUUAAAGCAGCAGAUCAAGAGUUUACCCAAGAUCAACUACGCCCAGCUGAAGUACCUGUGUCGAUUCCUGGUCCACGUGGCUCAGAGAGAGAACAGCAAUAAAAUGAGUGCCAUGGCCCUGGGGAUUGUGUUUGGCCCUAAUUUAUUCAGGUGCAGUGACGGUAUAGCAGGACUGAAAGAGCAAGGGGUGACCAACCAGAUUGUCUGCAAGUUUAUUAAUCAGUUUGAACAGCUUUUUGAUGACAAGAUUUACUCCUCAGAGGAAGAACUGAAACCAGCUCCAGCUAAGUCACAGAGAAUACAGGUUCAGGAAGCCAAGCAGCCCAGAACCCCGCCUCCACGUCCUCCACCACCAAAAUUUGAGAUAGACAGCAGCAAUGUCAGCGCCCCAGUACCCUCUCCUAGACGGUCGAAGAUGAAGCAAGAUGGCGGUGCGUACCUGGACAGCGAGGAAGUAGAGGGCAGUGAUGAAUCACGCGGAACAACUCCUCGCAGUCGUAGCAUGCUCAGCCCGCGCUUUAGUGAUGAUGAGUUUUUGGAUCCAAGAGCAACGUCUCCUUUUCACUUAGAAAGUGAGACAGGAUCCACAAUGGCUUCUCCUGUAAUUGAUGUGGUCGCCUCGGAAGUGGUAAAGAAUGUGAUCAGUGAGGUGACCCAGGACUACCUGUUUGGCAGUGACAUCAGCUCUGAUGACGACAGUGACCACAAGCCUGUCACUCCUACGCCAGCGCCUAGAAAGAAAAGGAAAGACAGAACGAAAGAGGCUCAGGUCCGAGAGGAAUCGUCGUCUCCCAAUAGAUACAUAGACCACGAUGAUGAAGAGGAGGAGGAUGAGGAUGAUGAAGGAUUGUUGUCACCACGAUCUGGAGUCUCACUAGAGGGCGACACUAACGCCAAACCAAAGAGACACAGGUCUACCUCUGCCGCCACUGAAAUGUUCCAAGAAGACGGGGUUGAGCAUUCCCAAGGUUAUCCCGGCAGACGGACAGGAAAGUCUGAGAGUAUUACAAUACCUUCUGACCUCAACGAUCCUGUCGGCCACAGUGACAGUCCUCAUGUACAACCAGUGCCCAAGCCACGAAGUCCUCGCAAGAAUAUAGACAGGUCUCGGCAAAAAGACGGUUUCUCAACUGGAGAAGAAGGAUACGGCACCCUGUCCAGUGAAGUAUCGACGCUCAGUAAUUUUCGUAGAGCUCCAGGUCCUAAGAGGCGCACUCCAACAAGGAAGAUGAGAACAUUGCUGAGUCCGGAUCACUUUGACGGCCAUGUUGAUUUAGAGAACAUAGACGAGGAGAGAAUGGAGUCUCCAGACUUUGACCUCCCAGCCCUUACCAGGAAUAAUACACAGAUCGAGGAGGACGUUAAUCAUAAUGAAAAGAAACCCACAAUAAGGUUUCUUGAUAUUCACGAUGAGCGUAACAAAAUUCCGUCUCCAGAGAGGUCACCAAAUAGCAGUAGAAAACAGCCGUUUGUUCCUCCACUUGACCUGUCCACACUGCAUGAGAAUGUGGAGGGUGGAGGCCCCAUACUUGCAGAGAAAGGCCCUUCCAUAUCAUUCCAGAAAGCCAAGUCUAUGAAAGAGGAGGAGCCACUGCUGUCACCGCGCUCACAAAAGAUGAAGAAGAAAUCCAGUAUGAGGUCAGAUGAUGAGCACACCCUGGCGGUGAAGAAACUCACUAAACAUAUUCAGUCAUUGAAAAAGAAAAUAAAACAUUUUGAGGAAACCUUUGAAGCAGAGCAUGGAUACAGGCCGUCACAGCAAGACAAGUCGUCCAAGCCAGAGAUCAAGAGAUACAUGAACGACCUGGCCAAGUCACGGAAGGAGCUUAAACUUCUAGUCAGUGAGGACCAAGCCAACCAGCAUUCUAGCCUUAAAGAAGACAGUCAUAUGGACCAGCUGGCAGAGACGUACCCCGGUGGACGUCCAGACAGCGGACAUCAUCCCACUGGACACGAUGCGGACGGACCGACCAUGCAACAGACGCUGGACAUAUUGAUGAAGAAACUGUCUGACAAGAGGAGGGAUGCCAACAGACCCGAGGCUUUAGAGAUGAUGAACAGAGAGCAGGUGCAGGAUGAGAAACUUGCCGUCCAAAAAGUUUUAUUGCAAUUUGAAAAUUUCCAUGGCAGACCUGUGACCAAGCCAGAGAAAGAAUUGAUGAGGCCACUCUAUGAUAGAUACAGGAAUAUUAAGAGGACUCUUGCCAAGCCUAUCUCGCCAUCAGAGAAGGAUUUACCUUCCGUGCCAGAGGGACACACCAUGGACUUCUCACCUGGAGAGAAGACAGUCUCUCAGCCACUGCCUAAAGAGCCAGUCCACAUUCACCUCCCAGCAGCAGAAAUGGACGACCAGGAUGAAUUUGGUAGCGGGGAAUUUUCUGUCACCAAAAACAUGUCCUUGCUUCAGGACACCACAAUGUUAGGGGUGAAAGGCAAAGUGAAGGAGUCCAAUUUGCAUGAACUGUCCAUGGAAGAGCUACUUGCAGAACAAUCAAAAACAAGAACUGAAAAGAAAAGAUUACGAAAAUUUUUGCGAGAGUUUGAAGAUGAUUUCCUGAAGGAAAAUGGAAGGAAAGUGCAGAAGGAGGACAGACUACCCAUGAGCACAGAGUAUAAUGACUAUAAACAAAUCAAGGCCAGACUGAAACUCCUGGACGCUCUUAUUUCUAAACAUGAUCCCAGCAGCACCAUAUGACCUAGUAUAGGUGGCGCCACAUUCUACAGUAAGUUUGCCUGACCACUGGACAAGUUUGGUCGCAGUGAAGAUGGCAGGAUGGCGUGCAUUGAAUGCUGGGUACUGAAAGCCAGUCAUCCUUACACAGCGGUGAAGGGAGCCUGAGGACCUCGUCGUGUUCUUAACAGAAGUUGCAUUCCAUGAUUGCAGUGUGGAAACCAAAGCUUAUUUUUGCUAGAAAACUUCUGCUGCAGAUAUGCACAGAAAUAUUGUGUAUGCUAUAAUGUAUACAAUAAUACAAAUAUAGUAAUCAUGACAGCAUGUCAGUGUAGUAUUGCAGUGUAGUAUUGCUACACUAAGAUUUAUAAAUUUGUUGAAGUAUGGAUUUUGCAGUUUGCAUACAACUGAAAGUUGUGAAGUGAACUUUUUUGAUGGCAGCUGCAAAAUGUCAUAACAAGAAGAGAGUUAGUAGUUAAAUAUAAUAUUAAGGGCAACUCAAAGGCCAGUGGGGUUGUACAUUGUUAUAUUAAUUCCAGAAAAAGAACAUUGAACAAUGAAAAAUGAAAUGGACUAGUAAAAUAUAACCUGUAGAUAGAAAACCUCACAGGAAGUUUCUGGCAGAAUCCAAACGUGAUUUUGUUCAGGUGACAGGCAGCAAGUACCACUACAAAUUCUCAAAAAAAAAAAAAAAAAAAAAAUCAAAAUCAUUUUAUUGAAAUAAGCACGUUAAUGUGUAAAUUCAGUAUUUUGCCCCUUGUGCAUAUCUUACAAGUCUCAUGCCUUGUGCUGAAACACUUUUUUUAACACAAGAAAAUGUAAAAUCCUUCCAUUAGAUAUUUUCUUGGAGUGAAUUUCUGUGCUUGCCUUCCUAAGUAUACCAGUGUUUACCUGUGCAGGUGUUAGACAGACAAGUCCAGGGCUCAGUAACUCGAUAGCAUCGCAAAUUGCAAAUAGCGAUAUCACCUCUUAUUUCGAGGCUAUUAUAUGGGGCGAGUAAAUCCCCAAGUUAUGGAAUAGAGUUGCAAUUUGUGAUGCUUUAAAGUUACAGAGCCCUGGGUUUAAUGCUGUAUCUGACAUGGUUACAUUAGUGUCUCUUUGGCAGCGUGACAAGACAGGUGUUAUAUAUGAGGAGGAACAGGUUCAAAUAUCUGGGUUGUUUUCAGCCUUUGUUAAAACCUUGAUUAAGUAUAGUGGCAGGAGAAAUUUACUCGGUUGAGACAUUUUCAGCAGCUUUGAGUAACUUUGAGAGUUGAACCUUUAUGAUAAAAAUUAUUAUGUUAGUUGCAGUGUGUGCCUGAAUUUCAUCACCACUUGAAAAAUAUUCUCCACGAAAGCAUGUGACAGAAUUGAACUCUGAUGAAUUGAGAACAAUAAGACUGUGAUAUAGCCAUACCCAGUGCCAUCCAAAGUUUUUGAAAUGUGUUCACUAAAACAACCCCUCUACAAGUCCCUCUUCUUGCUAGUAAUGUAUGUUCAGGGAAAUUGUUCCAACCAAAUCUCACAUCUGUCACAUUUUAUAUCCUAUGUGAUUAUCCUAAUAUCCUACACGGUUAUCCUAAAAUCCUACACAGUUACCCUACUAUCCUACUCAGUUAUCCUAAUAUCCUACAUAGUUAUCCUGAAAUCCUACACGGUUAUCCUUAAUAUCCUACUCGGUUAUCCUAAUAUCCUGCAGGAUUAUCCUAAUAUCCUUCAUGUCUAUACCACUCUUGAACUUACCCUGAACUUCAAAUGCUGAUAGUGACACUGGUUUAGAGGAAAGUUGCUGUCUGUGCUCAGAAAUUUGGGUGAUGGAGCCUUUGUGUAGGAUGAAAUUUCAUUAUAAACAAGUUUAUUUCAGGUUGUUACAGUGGAAAUGUGCAUGGGUCUGUAGAUGUAAGAUACUAAUCCGUCCAUUAGCUACUUCCCAUUGCAUUGGUCCUUGUGUUUUGACUAAGGGCAAAGAAUGAAGAUUACUAAUGUUUUCUAUUUUUGAAAUGAAAUGUGUCAUAUUUCAAAAUCAUUUUUGAGUACACUGAAAAUACACUUUAAGGUUAAAGGUUAACAGUAACAGGAGUGAUGACAAGGUCAAGGUCAAAACCUGAUUUUGGAAUUGCCUGUACCUGAGGGAAUCUUCAUUGUUUCCACAGUGCUUUCACUGUUCUUCACAGAUUUUUGCAACACUGCCUGAAUCUAAAGGUUGUUUUGGUGAUAAAACAUAUCUUUUUUUGUUUCUAUAUAUAAUUGUUUCACUAAUUGUCUUUUCUACAACUUAUUUUUGCAUAAAUCCAGAUGUCUGUCACUUAAUCUUUCAGUAGUCUUAUCAAGAUUUACAUUGUAUAUUUGUAUAGAAUGUUAAGUAUAUUGGUACCAAAGUGUCAAGUAAUGUAUAUUCUCUGCAGCAUGUUACUUGAGAGAAAUCCAUGGACAUUACUAGUGAUUUUGAAAGCCAGGAUAAAAAUUUAUAUUUGUACGUUUAAAGACAUUAACUGUAUUGUCUUAGAUUGGAAAUUUUGCCAAAGAUGAGCAGGACUGGCAUCCACUAAAAAAAAGGAUCCUGCUUUGUAACCUAGAGUAAAAUUACAAGAUUUUUGUGGGAUCUGAAAAAGUGGCAGAAUAUAUUGAUGAAAGGUAUCUCCACUGUGCUUCAUCUGAUUUAGCCACAUCAAUAUACUGUUUGUGAAACUUGAAUACACACAAGCAUACACAGUACUUUAUGGUAAAUAAAGUUUGUACAUUUUAAAACUUAAAACUGACUUCACUUGUGGUUUUUACAUCAGUUGAGCUGUAUUAUGACCA
Messenger RNA from Lingula anatina, 6299 nucleotides. Its product is annotated as protein FAM13A. NCBI's taxonomy places the organism in Eukaryota, Metazoa, Brachiopoda, Lingulata, Lingulida, Lingulidae. Gene Ontology annotation, biological process: signal transduction. The record is from RefSeq and is a predicted model, not a curated record.